Brassica rapa (field mustard) is the source of this 2458-nucleotide messenger RNA. RefSeq names its product dnaJ homolog subfamily C member 16. The record is from RefSeq and is a predicted model, not a curated record. NCBI's taxonomy places the organism in Eukaryota, Viridiplantae, Streptophyta, Magnoliopsida, Brassicales, Brassicaceae.
UAAUUAAUUCCCGGAAAAUUAUCCGAGCGAGAUUUAACCACAUCGAAAGAGAUUCUCUCUGAUCGGAGUUUGAUCCGAUGGCGAAAGAAUCUCCGUCGUCUUCGUCGUCGAUGCCCUCAGUGCUCAGAGCCUACGCGGCUCCUAUUUUCAUAUUCGUCCUCGCUAUGUUCUUCCAGCUUUUCCUUCUUCCUCGUUCCUUUCCUACUUCUCACUACGACGGUACCAUCUCUCUCUCUCUACUCUAUUGUCCAACGCACUAUGUGUAUUGCCUUACUGGUAUAUCGUCUGAUUUGAGUUUCUUUUCCGUUUGUGGCUUUUUAGUUUUGGGUGUAAAGACGUACGGUUCAGAGGAUGACGUGAGAGAGGCGUACGAGGCUAUUGCUUCCAAGUGGAAUUCAGAUUCAGGAGAUGCUCGUCCCGCUGAUUUUAUAAAGAUACAAUACGCCUAUGAGCUUUUAACAAAUCCAGUAUGGAAAAGGGACUAUGACCUGUAUGGCAUUGAUGAAUCACUGCAUAUUAUAGAGGAGCUUGAAAAACAAUAUGCUGUGGAAGAUUUUGCAAAAAUAAAAACUCCCCUGCUGGAAGCGGUCUCUUAUGAGCCUGAACAUGAAGGUUUUAUGGCAAUUACGUCCCAAGACUUUGCGUCUAAGUUCCAAGAUUCGAAGCCAUGGCUCAUUCAGCUGUAUUCUUCUGGUAGCAACAGCUCUGCUCAGUUCUCUAUGGCCUGGAGAAGGAUUGUUGACUUGUUGGAUGGGGUUGCUAAUCAUGCGAUGGUAGAGCUAGGUGAUGUUCGACUUGUGACCUACCUUGCUGAGAAGAAAACAACAGGACAAGUACUUUUUAGAAACGGCCUUCCUUCAAUUGUCGCUUUCCCUCCCCAAUGCAAAACUGCAGAUUGUCUUAUCAGGUUUGAAGGAGAGCUGUCAACAGACGCAGUUACUGAUUGGUUUGCAACCACGGUACUGGAGUUGCCUAGAGUAUUCUAUCACACAAAAGAAACACUGGUACCCAAGUUUCUCGCCAAAGUUCCACCUAAUAAGGUGAGAGUCAUUUUAUUUUCACAAACAGGGGAGCGAGCCACUCCUUCUGUACGCCAAGCUGCAAAAGAUUAUUGGAAUUUUGCCUCUCUAACUUACGUGCUUUGGAGAGAAGAGGAUGCAUCUUUUUGGUGGAAUGCGUUGGAGGUGGAAUCUGCACCUGCCAUGGUGAUUAUGAAGGAUCCGGGUUUAAAACCUGUUGUUUAUCAUGGAUCUGGCAACCGUACAUGGUUUUUGGACAUUUUGGAGCAGAACAAGCAAUUACAGCUUCCUCAACUAAGUAGCACAACAUCAAUGGAACUUGGUUGUGAUGCACGUGGCUAUUCUCGAGCUGGUUUUGAAACAGCGACGUGGUACUGUGCCGUCCUUGUUGGAAGACAGAGCACGGAGCUCAAUAAGAUGAGGGAAACCAUGUGCAGGGUACAAGAUGCUUUGUCAAACCAUGACGAAUCAGACGAGGCUUCCAAGGAUCCUUCAGUAGCUCCAGCAGCUUCUGCGCACAAAAACAAGCGACUUACACUUGCGUGGCUCGAUGGAGAAGUCCAGAGCAAAUACUGUUUCUUCUAUGUUCAAUCGGAAACCAGCUAUGACACGUGUGGAACUAGGAAGUCCCCAAUUGAUGUCCCUAGGAUCUUGAUCAUCCGGUACCAUAGAAAUGCUACAGAAAGUGCUAACGUAGAGAAGAAAUCAAGUAACUGGCCCAAAACUGUUUGGGAAUCUGAAGCUGACGAUGUAGAUCCCGCUGCACAACUUGUCGUUAGUUAUGACGGACCAGCUGAAACUCCCGAGAUCAUAAAGUGGCUAUCUAAAAUGGUUGAAGAUGGUGACAGCAAAAACCUACCAUUCUAUAGAGCGAAAACUCCAGAACUUGUUCCAGAAAGUGCUGAACCGAUGAGGUCAGGAGUCCCGAAAAGCGUGAAAGCAACACAAGCACUCUUGCGCUUAUGGAACAGAAUCAAAGAUUACCUAGCAGACCCAAGAAUGGGACCUACAUUGCUUCUAGGAGCUUUGUUAUCUGCAUGCAGUGUUUGGUGGACGAGAAGCCGAGCAAUCCAACAACCCGUUCAGACAACUCAGCAAUCAUCGACGAAUCAGUCAGACAAUAACACGGAGGAGGAGGAGAAGAAGAAAGAGAGAAAGAGAGAACAACGAAGGAGGAAUGCAAAGGGUGAAGAGGCUCCUGCUUCGAUCACUGAUAACGAACCUAAAGAUGCUGUCCAGAUUCUAUCUUCAGGUUCUGAUUCUGACUAAUAAUAUUAUAAAGCCUUAGGAAUCUUCUGUUACAUUUUUUGUUUUUUUUAGUUAAAGAAUAUCCGAGAUUGAAAUUAAAGUUAUUAAAUUCAGAUCCUGUUGAACAGUUAUAUAUAUUGGAUAAUUUUACAUUAUUUUGAUAAUUUGAAUAACUUUAGUUAAUUUUUUUA